Hydractinia symbiolongicarpus is the source of this 2843-nucleotide messenger RNA. RefSeq names its product phosphatidylinositol 4-phosphate 5-kinase type-1 beta-like. NCBI's taxonomy places the organism in Eukaryota, Metazoa, Cnidaria, Hydrozoa, Anthoathecata, Hydractiniidae. The transcript is spliced from 20 exons. The record is from RefSeq and is a predicted model, not a curated record. Gene Ontology annotation, biological process: phosphatidylinositol metabolic process. The coding region runs from base 75 to 1835 and encodes 586 amino acids. Gene Ontology annotation, molecular function: phosphatidylinositol kinase activity.
GUUUUGUGGCGUAAUUUUACUUGUUUUAUGUUUUUGUUUUUAAGCUGAAUAAUCAAACUAAAUACAAUUAAACUAUGUCUACCUCUAAUGAAAAUGGUGCAGUAGAGCUAGCUGUAACUUCACAACCAGAUGUAAAAAAGAUAUCAGUUGACUCAAGAACUGAUCCAGAUGGAGUUGCCCCAUCACAGCCAGAUGAAGGAGAAACAACUGGAGGUCAGGUCCAAAGAGACACAUCAUUGAAAACAAAGUCAGUUUUAAAACAAGGUCACCUCAGAGUUAAAGAAGAUGGACAGAAAGUUUAUAAAAAGACACCAAGUCAAGCUAUUAUGGCUGCAACCCAGCUUGGUAUUGGCUUUUCAGUUGGUCGCCUAAGUGCAAAACCAGAAAGAGAUGUACUAAUGGUAGAUUUUUACUAUGUUGAAAAAGUAUGGUUUCCAAGUUCUGGUUCUAAAGAAACUCCAUCACAUAAAUAUACAGACUUCAGAUUUAAGUCAUAUGCACCUGUAGCAUUUCGAUUUUUUCGAGAUAUAUUCAAAAUACAGCCUAGUGAUUUUCUUAUAUCUCUUGCAAAUGAACCUAUUAAGGAAAUCUCCAACCCUGGUGCGAGUGGGUCACUGUUUUUUGUUUCAAAUGAUGACAUGUUUAUUGUUAAAACUGUUCAACACAAAGAAGCUACUUUUUUGCAGCAACUACUGCCUGGUUAUUAUAUGAAUUUGCAUCAAAAUCCACGUACUCUUCUACCAAAGUUUUUUGGUUUAUAUUGCUAUCAGGCUGGUACAUCAAACAUUCGAUUGACUGUCAUGAACAAUUUGUUACCUUCUAAAUAUAAAUGUCAUAUGAAAUUUGAUUUAAAGGGAUCAACAUAUAAACGAAAAGCAAAUAAGUCUGAACGAUCGAAGAAGAGUCCUACUUACAAAGAUUUAGAUUUCAUUAAUAUGUUUCCUACUGGUAUUUUGCUGGAUUCUGAAACUUAUGAUGCAGUCAUUAAAACUAUUAGUCGAGACGUUAGGGUUUUAGAAAGUUUCAAUAUAAUGGAUUAUAGCUUUCUGCUUGGUAUUCACAACAUUGAUGAAUCUGAAAGAGAAAAACAAGAGAAUAUGGUCAGUCCUUCAUUAAGUGGAACUGACUCCAAUCCAGAACGAGAAGCUAGAAGAAACGAAUUUGUUGCUGCAUUAGAAGCUAUUCAAAUAAGCAAAGAUGCAGAGGAAGAUGAUGGACGCCCACAUGGUGGUGUUUUAGCAAAGAACGAUAAAGGAGAGCGACUUAUUUUGUUUAUGGGUAUUAUUGACAUUCUACAGAGUUAUAGACUUGCUAAGAAGAUGGAGCAUGGUUGGAAAUCUCUUUUAACAGAUGGGGAUACUGUAUCUGUUCACAAACCAUCAUAUUAUGCAAAGCGGUUUUUAGAUUUUAUUAAAGACACUGUGUUUACCCGUGUUGCAGUUCAACGAGGACAAUCAAAACGAAGAUCAGUCAAAGUACCACCUUCUAUGCAAAUCACACCAAAAGCUGAAGGAGCAGUUUCAAGUUACAACAGUGAAAAGACAACUGAAGAAGACAACAAGGAGAAAAGCAAGGGCAAAGUAGUUACAAUAGUUGAACCAGGAGAGAAAGUUAACUUGAAGAUUAAUCCAACCGAAAAUGAUAAAUCGAAAACAGAUUCUGAAAGAGACAAUAAUAAGGAAGUAUCUCAUACAAAUGUUACAAUUGAAAUAUCAAGCAAAGAAAGCGACGCAGUACAUGUUGAGCACUUACAAUAUGUGACAAAGGAAAGGCACGAUGAAAAAGUUGUCAUAUUACCGAUUGAAUCUUCCAGUGUUAAGGAUAGCCAGCUUUAACUUGCUGCGUACCAAAUAACCAAACAUCAAUGAUGAUUCUGAUAUUCUCAGAUAAUUUCUGCUUAUAUAAUUGUUUUUUUAAAGUCAUAAUGGAAUGUGGCUAGCAAGGAGCAUAGUCGUAAAUCCACUUUUGGUUGUGGGCAAUAAAUUAUUUUUUAACCAUAAAUUUCAGAUAUUAUCUACAUAUUUAUCAACUUGUUGCCUUUACACUUUUUGUUAUCAUGUUGUAUAUUUGUUGCAAAUUAAACAAACAUACGAAAAAAAACUUAUGCUGCUUAGUUUAACAAAUUUUGCAUUAAAAUUACCCUCAAACGAUUUGGUUAACUUAGUCUCUUUUAUCUGUUGCUACUGUUAUAGUAUUUUUACACUACAAAGAAAUAUGGGGUAUGGAAGGACUUUUCUUCGAAAAAACUUCUGUUUUUACUGUUGCUAUAAUAAAAUUUUUAAGAGUUAAAUUAUAUUUUACAAUGGUAUAUGUUAACUGGAUUUUUUUUUGUGAGAAUUUUACUACCUGGUCUUAGUGAACAGCACAAAUUUAAGGACCUUUUUACAAAAUUUUUUACUGAAACUUAGAUUCUGCCACAGCAUCUACAUUGAGUUUAUUCUGAUUACUCUAGUUUUAAUUUAUUCUAAAGAUAUUUAUACAAAUCAUUCUAGUACAAACGGAACGGUGAUGCCUUUCCAUAUCUCUAGUACAUAUUUAUGUUGGUUGGUCAGGCAUGUAAUCAAUAAUUCAAGUAAGGCGAUCUUUCAGGAUGAACAAAACACCAUGUUUUCUUACAUAGAAGCAAGUCAUUUUAGUUUUUUUUGAUAAAAUAUUUUUUAUUUUUUCAAGUAUAUUCUGUAGUAACUAAAGGAAAGCAACUCAUGCAGAUAUAUGGUGUAUAUAAUAAACAAAUGAUAAAACUUUCCUGCACACGAACAAAAUUGUAUAACUGUCAAUCUUGUUUGAGUAUUGUAAUUAUUUGGGAUCAUUUGUUAAUGUGAAUAAAUCAUUCAACUUUUGUA